CUCCCUCCUCUCGUCUCCAGCUCUAAAUCCAGCGGGCAACUGGACCGGCGCGCAUUCUCCCGUACGCGCGUGAGUGGACGGACAGAUCCUUAUCACCUGCAUCUACCGCCGCGGGUCAGUAAACACUCGCAGUUUUCAGAAAGUUUAGGAAUUUCAGAGCGCAACUUUCCCGCCGCAUUCCCCCCCGAGAGUGGAGCAGUCAACCGAAGUUAACGUAAGGAGCGGGAGAGAACUUUACGCAUGGACGUCGCUGGAGAGCUGCUCUUCGGUGUACACAACUAGCCUCCAGCUCCUAGACGAGUUUCACCACAGGAGACAAGUCUGACAGAGGCUUUUUGACAAGACGUCGUCAGGAUGAAGUAAGCUAUGAGCUUAUGGAAGCCUGCAGCCAAGCCCUCCUUGAACCAAUCAACAACCAGCCAACCAUCCAACCAACCAAUCAACCAUGCAGCCACGUGUGAUAGACAGCAACUGGACCUCCCCCUCCCCCUCCUCAGCCAAUGAGACGCCGCUCUGCUACUCCAUCAGCAGCCCGCCCUACAACUACACGAGCACGCUGGCGUCGGCCUACUUCUCGGCCGUGUUCAGCGGGCUGGGCCUGAGCUCCAACCUCUUUGCCCUCGUGGUGCUGCUGCGGGCGCUCUCGCAGCGCUGCACGCGUGCCAGCUCUCGCCCGGGCACCAGCUCUCGCCCGGGCACCGUGCGCCCGCACCCUCGCCCGCGCUCCUCCUCCUCGCGCUCCUCCUUCCUCAUCUUCCUCUGCGGCCUCGUCUUCACCGACUUCAUGGGCCUGAUGGUCACGGGCUCCAUCGUGGUGUCCUUCCACGCCACGCAGUUCAACUGGCGCCAGCUGGACCCGCACUGCCACUUCUGCAACUUCAUGGGCAUGUCCAUGGUGUUCUACGGGCUGUGCCCACUCUUGCUGGGCGCUGCCAUGGCCGUGGAGCGCUUCAUGGGCAUCAACAGGCCGUUCUCGCGCUGGGGCAACAUGUCGCGCCACCGUGCCUGCAUGAUGAUGGCGCUGGUGUGGCUGUUUGCGGGCGCGGUGGCACUGCUGCCCCAGGCUGGCGUGGGCAGCUACCACAUCCAGUACCCGGGCUCCUGGUGCUUCCUGCGCAUCAGCGCCGAGCGCGGCCGAGACCUGACCUUCUGCCUGCUCUUCUCGCUCGUCGGGCUGCUGUCGCUGGCCGUGUCCUUCCUGCUCAACACGGUCAGCGUGGUCACUCUGCUGCGCGUGUGCUGCGGCCCGGACGCGGUCCAGAGGCGGCGCGAUCACGAGGUGGAGAUGAUGGUGCAGCUCAUCUUCAUCAUGCUCAUCGCCUCCGUCUGCUGGUGCCCUCUGCUGGUGUUUAUUGCAGCGACUGUGCUGCAGGGCCAGACGGCUCCGAUCCGCUACCUGCUGCUCUGGCUUCGCUUUGCCACUUGGAACCAGAUCCUGGAUCCCUGGGUCUACAUCCUGUUCCGACGUUCCGUCCUGAAGCGGAUCUACCCGCGCAUGGACUGGUCCCGCGGCUCCAUCCUCUCCCUCUACACCUCCGUCCGCAAGCUCACGCGCGCCUCGCUAGGAGGGGGGGUCACGCAGGUGCCCGAGGGGGGGGGCAAGGGGGGCGAAACCCCCCCCACGCCCGCUCAGACCAACCCCCCAGCAGCUGACCAGUCCUGAGUGAACACACACACACACACACACACACACAAACACACACACACACACACACACACACACAUGCCUCCGUGCUUCUGGAUACAGAGACUGAUAGGGCUUUGACAGCAAGAGCAGGGUGUUUAUGUGUGAGAGAGGGUGUGUGUGUGAAACACUUUCUGUGUUUUAGAUGUUAAUUGUUUGUGAGUUUCAGUCUGAAUUUGUUUGGGUUCAUUCCCUCUGGCGGCGGAGCUUUUUGUCCCUCUUGGCGGGCGGUAGGGCGGUGAAAGUGUUUAUGUGACCGUGCAGUAACGUAAGCAGCUGUCACCGCCGCCAUCUGGAGCCCGUCACACACCGUCCUCCACAACCACCACUAACAAGCUCCGCUCGCUACAGUCAGGUGUGUGUGUCUGUGUGUGUGUGUGUGUGUGUGUGUUUAUUUGUGUGUUUGUGAAUGUAUGAGUGUGUGUCUGUGUCUGUGUCUCUAUGUGUGUGUGUGUGUGUGUGUGCGUGCAUGCAUGCGUGCGUGCGUGUGUGUGCAUGUGUGUGUACAUGUAUGAGUGUGUGUGUGUGUGUGUGUGUGUGUAUGAGUGUGUUUGUUUGUGGCAUAUGUCACUACGUGAGAGUGUGUGUGUUCUUGAAACUGAGGAGUUGGCAGGCAGCAGCUGUUCCUAAUGUGUAAAUCAGUCAGCUGUGUGCAGGUUGAGCUGUUUGAGGAACAGAAGAAAGCUGUCAUAUCUUUACUUGCUGGAUAUCUGGACAGAACGGACCUGGGACAUUUUGGACUGAAAGGGCCGCCAGUCAAACAAAGAGCUGUCACUGAGAGCUAGCAGCCUGUGGAUGUGUGUGAGCUCUGCUCUCUCUCUCUCUCUCUCUCUCUCUCUCUCUCUCUCUCUCUCUCUCUCUCUCUCUCUCUCUCUUUCUCACUCACUCACACACACACACACACACAAACACACACACACACACUCAGUAGAAGUGAUGUCUCAGGCUGGAGGAGCGUGGACACGUGUGAACAAGACAUUGGCUCCUCAGUCAGGUGUUGCCUCUGCACUCUCUCUCUCUCUCUCUCUCUCUCACACACACACACACACACACACACACACACACACACACACACACACACACACACACACUCAGUGGCUCCUCAUUCGCUCUCCUCAGAGCCAGAGGUGGAGGACUCUAAUGACUGUGGACACAAACAAAACAAUUCAAACACAAAACAAACGAAGGAUAGAAGUGUGACAACAAGUGUACUGAUCUUCGACUCUGCUCAAUUAGAUAGCUUAGCGUAUCUUAGCUUAGCGUAGCGUAGCUAUGUUUUAGAACUGUAACCACUAUAGAAACGUCGAACAGCUAUGCUAACAACAGAGCGAUUGCCCCACCCACCGUAUUACCCAGUUGUGUCAGUGUUAUGCAACUGCUGUGCAUCUGCUAUUAGUGUCUUUCUGGCUAGAUGCUGUAGCAUUUCUGUCUAGAUGCUAUGCUAGCAUUGCUAAAGAGAUGAUGAAGGAGCAGAUGGUAUCUGAGUGUGGUGGUUUACAGUCAGACGGGAUGUUCUUAUCCGAGGACAAGGUGACCAGAUGUCCGAGUCUAAAACAGGGGACAUAAUCCCAAAAACGUGGAAAAAACGGGGACAUUUACAGUUUGACUAUCAAUCUGAUUGAAAUACGUGCAAGUUUUAUCUUCAAAAAAACGGGGAAAUCGUUUUUCUGUAUUUUCUUGGGGACAGGCAACCAAAAACGGGGGCUGUCCCCUGAAACCAGAGACGUCUGGUCACCCUUCCCAAAGUUCCUUCUGGACGCUUGCAUGACCCCUUCUUCAUACUCUGGUGUGGUUACGGUGUGAGCACACACAGUUCAAUGCACACUGAGCUACAGUACAGCUUAUGUAAGGAGUACUGUGAUCGUUAUCGUUAUUAUUCAACCAUAUUCACUCAGCAAAGGAAGGAAAGCAGCAUUGGGAUUUCUUAAUGUGUUUGUGUGUGUGUGUGUGUGUGUGUGUGUCAGGGGUGGAACUUAAAAUUUGAAAAUGUGAAAAUGUAUCAGCCAAUAGCAGAUUUCUGGUCAAAUUAACCAGCCACUCAAUGUUAAAAUAUGACUUUGUGUCUGAAAUCUACCAGCCACUCUUAGAUUUUACCAGCAUUUGGCUGGUGGCUGGUGCUAAUUUCCAUCCCUGGUGUGUGUGCGUGUGUGUGAUGUUGUGUCUGUCCGGAUGUCCAGGAGCAGAUGGAAUGCCCCCCCUCAAACACACACGCGCAUACACACACUGGCCAGUCCCCCUCAAACACACAGGCACGCACACACACACCAGCCAGUGCAGUAUCUCAUCAAACCCAUCUCCUCAAGCAUUUCCUCUUCACCAAGCACAGAUCAGGCACACACGUGCACACGCACACACACACACACACACACACACACAGUACAUGUGUACACACUCAUUCACACGCACAUGCACACACACACAUCUCUUUCAGCAUAUCCCCUCCACAAAGCAGUGGGGGUUGUCUGAACAUCCCUUCUUCAAACACACACAAACACACACACACACACACACACACUCUAUUUGCAUACUGUAAACUCUACCAAAAGAAAGCAGCAUGAGUGCAUACAGUAUGUUGUGUGUAUCAGUCUCAAACACGCUUUUUCAUUUUUGUCAUUGUUAUUGUGUAAAAUUGCAUCGAUGAAUAGACAGAGAGCACACACGUAUGCACACACAAAGAGACACAGAGACUGAUUGAUGAGAAGACAGACAAGACACACACACACACAUGUACAAACACACACACAGAGAUAAGUUUCAUGGUACAUUUAUUACUAUUUGGUAAUGAACAUGAAAGAAUGUAGGCUACAUGCCACGUCAGGUCUUCAUUCAAAUACAAACACAAUGUCAUAAACAAAACUAACAUUCACACUGAAACUAUGUGUGCUGCAUUUGUUGCGAUGUCCCCCAGUUCCCCCUGGUGAGUUUCACAUGAAGUAAAUAGGAAUAUACUGUAUUUACAAUGUACUGCUAUCUGGUGUCUGAAGAAAAAAAAACAACAACAAAUAAAUGUGAUAUAAACACACUAAAGAUGUAAAUAA
This is a messenger RNA of Sardina pilchardus (European sardine), 4722 nucleotides long. RefSeq names its product thromboxane A2 receptor (gene tbxa2r). Gene Ontology annotation, cellular component: plasma membrane. The coding region runs from base 446 to 1663 and encodes 405 amino acids. Lineage: Eukaryota; Metazoa; Chordata; Actinopteri; Clupeiformes; Clupeidae. Gene Ontology annotation, biological process: positive regulation of vasoconstriction; adenylate cyclase-activating G protein-coupled receptor signaling pathway; positive regulation of cytosolic calcium ion concentration. The record is from RefSeq and is a predicted model, not a curated record. Gene Ontology annotation, molecular function: thromboxane receptor activity. The transcript is spliced from 3 exons.